Mizuhopecten yessoensis (Yesso scallop) is the source of this 1587-nucleotide messenger RNA. RefSeq names its product acyl-coenzyme A amino acid N-acyltransferase 1-like. The transcript is spliced from 10 exons. The coding region runs from base 204 to 1568 and encodes 454 amino acids. Gene Ontology annotation, biological process: acyl-CoA metabolic process; fatty acid metabolic process. The record is from RefSeq and is a predicted model, not a curated record. NCBI's taxonomy places the organism in Eukaryota, Metazoa, Mollusca, Bivalvia, Pectinida, Pectinidae. Gene Ontology annotation, molecular function: fatty acyl-CoA hydrolase activity.
CGGUUCCUGCAGCUAGACUUGAAUAAUUCCGGAAUACUUCGACCGCUUCCUGUCCAUUGAGAUUAUUUAGUAUAUUUUAUCGGUAGUAAUCGAAAGUUGGUAAAUUUAGCCCGAGAUUGAACUACUCCUGUAAACCAAAAUGAUUGCCUUGAUUGAAUGCAUUGUUUCAGGUUAAGAGAGGCCUCUUUUAAGUUUGAUUAAAGAUGCCUCUCUUGUCCAGACUGUCACAGAAAGAUUCAGGUAGACUCUCUAGAAUACUCCACGUCUAUAAGAGUAACGUCCAGACGUGCGGACGAUGGACGGGCGUAACACGUUCCCAAUGUGUAAGAAUUACAGCAGUGCCCGAUGACGUACUGGUGGACGAACGGUUCGCUGUUCACGUGAAGGGUUUGAAUCAGGGUGAUGACGUCACCAUUCAAGCCAACAUAUGCCAUGAUAAAGAUGUGCUGUUUACGUCAGCAGGCUGUUUCCGAGCAGAUGAGAGUGGAUGUGUUGACGUCACAAAACAUGAAAGUGUGUCUGGAAAUUAUACAGGUGUUGACGCCAUGGGGUUAAUAUGGAGCAUGGAACGAGCUCCGGGACAAAGCCCGGGAUUACGUCCGGGCACGAAGGACGUGUCCACACCAGAAUUGGUCAGUCUAGCCGUAUUCAAAGGACAUCACACUAUGGAGGAGAUUUCUGAGAAAUCUCCACAGCCUUUAUCGAUAACAGAUGUCCAGCGGUGGUAUAAGGCUAGAGAGGUGGAGGUGAUAGAAGUCAAACAGGGCUCUGUACGGGGAAGACUUUUCGUUCCUCCAGGUCCCGGUCCGUUUCCCGGAGUGAUCGAUAUGUACGGUACUGCGGGGGGUCUCGUAGACUCGAGGGCGGCGAUGCUGGCAUCCAGAGGGUUUGUUACUCUGGCUUUGGCAUUCUUUGGCUACAAGGACCUACCCAAGUCCUUUUGGGACCUAGACCUUGGAUACUUCAAGGAAGCUGUCCAUUUGAUCAGUAGCCAUCCAAGCGUGAUUCCGGACGGAAUAGGUAUACUAGGAUUAUCCAAGGGCGGGGAGUUGGCCCAACUGAUAGCAAUCCAUUGUCCACAGGUGCGUGCUGUCGUCAGCAUUAACGGGUUUCCUUGCCUGUCUAUUGUCGCCAUCAGGAACGGUGACGAGACACUGGAACCGGCGGCACCAAUGGAUACUUCUAAACUGGAGUUUACUCGUGAAAAUUAUGUUAUAUUUAAAAACUGUGUGGUCCCAAAGGAAAACGCUUCUUUCUUCCCGUUGUGGGAGAGGGAUUUGCCGUUUCUCAGUAUUUGUGGUUCAGAUGACCAGUUGACCGACUGUCGUCUGCAGCAGCGGCAAUAUGAUGACUUCCCGGAAGAACAUAAGGACAAAAUAGAACUAGUAUUAUACAAAGGAGCGGGACACUUGAUCGAACCUCCAUUCACACCCGUCACUCAGCUGGCCUAUCAUAAAUUUUUCCGUAUGACUUUUCUUAUCGGAGGGAUGAGAGAGCAGCACGCGCGCGCUCAGGAGGAUGCAUGGAAUAGAAUCCAGACCUUUUUCCGAACUCAUCUGAAAUCUUAAACAUCGUGCAUUACGAAAC